AUGGCGACAAACGCGCAGUCUUCGGAGUAUGUCACCGUUGCAACUUUCGUCGUAAAAGAUGAAGGGUUGGAGUCAUUGCCAGAGGGAAGAGAAUCAUCGGAGAGCAUCGAAAAUGUUGUUACUAAUGACCAUGAUCCAGGCACUGUUCAGGUCAGCUAUUUUGAUGCAGAAGAAGCCGCUGAAGUUAUUACAUCUGGGGAAUAUGAUGAGGCCAAUCAUGAGGCUGAAAUACAAGAGGAAGAUGGGUCGCAUAAGCCUUGGAGGAAAGGUGGAAACACAACCCUGUGGAGUUUACCUGCAGUGAGGGCCCUCCUUGAUAUCUAUGAAGAACACGAGCAAGAGUAUGUGAACAAGACAGUCAGACGGAGAGUGUUUUGGGAAAUUGUUGCCGAGAAGAUGAAAGAGAGAGGCUUUGAAUAUGACUGGUGCAGCUGCAGAGUUCGCUUCAAAGGAAUGUGUCGAAAAGUGCUCUCUUUGGCCAUGCACGGAAGGUCCAAGCUGACUCGAAGACUAUGGUGGGAGGAACGAGUGGAAAGAAUAAUGGAAAAUCUAGACCAAGAGUUCGUCAGGAUGAGGCAGGCCCGCAGAAGGACAGUCAGUGACGCAUCGGCUGCGAGCACUAGCUUUGGGGGUGCAGUGGCAUUUCAGCUCCCUGCCCAAGCCAGUCAGGUUAACAUAAAUGAAGCUGGCGGACGCGUAACUCACCGCGAGCAGGAGCUGGAGGAGUCGACCCGCCUGGUGAUCGAGGAGUGUAGCAGGAUGUCGGUGUCGGAUCAGUUCGAUACCCAGAAGUCGGUCGAGUCGCAGAAGUCGGUUGAUUCGCUCGACGCCGGCCCCGGGUCGGUGUUCGGGCCGCUGGCGGAACCGACAGCGAAUCCGAACGGGGCCAUAUAUGCUGCUAAGAAACAAGCGUUGGUUCAAGAGGCUAUCGACAUUCCAUUUAGGGACCCCGUGUAA
Penaeus vannamei (Pacific white shrimp) is the source of this 957-nucleotide messenger RNA. The record is from RefSeq and is a predicted model, not a curated record. Lineage: Eukaryota; Metazoa; Arthropoda; Malacostraca; Decapoda; Penaeidae.